Messenger RNA from Stomoxys calcitrans (stable fly), 2113 nucleotides. RefSeq names its product protein ABHD18. The transcript is spliced from 2 exons. Bases 223 to 1629 code for a protein of 468 amino acids. NCBI's taxonomy places the organism in Eukaryota, Metazoa, Arthropoda, Insecta, Diptera, Muscidae. The record is from RefSeq and is a predicted model, not a curated record.
GUCAGCUGAUAUGCAUUGUUUAUCGUUGAAUUGAGUACACAGAUAAAGGAAAAGAAUAUUAGUUAAAAACUUUAAACUUACAACCAAAGUUCUCAUUAACCGGAAAACUGAGUGCAAUAUCAAUUUGAAGAAAAAACCAUUUAUAUUUGUCUAUACGGACAUUAUGAGUUUUUAUCGUUGAAUAAUUGUUACCAUAUCACAUUUGACAAACUCGGCAUUACCAUGGCUAAAAGUAAACUGGAUAGCGUUUAUCGGAGGAUGCUAAUAACGCGCUUCUUCGAAAGAGGAUGGGGAAAACCUGAAAACUUGCAAAAAUUGUUUCAGUUUCGCAAAAUCAUAUCGGAGAGAAACACUUGCUUUCCACUGGUGCCCAAGGAUUAUCCCGUAGAAAUCAUAAAGGAGGAAAAAUUCCCCGAUGGCGUUGUUUUGGAAGGGAAGUUUCUGACACCACUGGAGCUACACUUACCUGGCGUAGUGCCCAAAGCAGCCCAAAAUGCUCAUUUUCAAGUAAUUCUACCUAAUAAAUGGACUGAUUCGGCUAAGCCAAUUUGCAUACAUUUAGCGGGAACUGGUGACCACUUCUUUUGGAGACGUAGAAAUUUAAUUGCUAAACCACUUAUGAAGGAAGCAAACAUUGGAGCCAUUAUUCUGGAGAAUCCUUUCUAUGGUAGCCGCAAGCCUGACAACCAAGUGCGUUCCAAUUUGCACAAUGUGUCCGACAUAUUCGUUAUGGGAGGUUGCUUGAUAUUGGAGUGCCUAGUAUUACUGCAUUGGUGUGAGCGAAAUGGCUUUGGCCCUCUGGGCGUUACUGGUCUAUCGAUGGGUGGUCACAUGGCCUCACUGGCAGCAACCAAUUGGCCUAAACCUUUAGUGCUAGUGCCUUGCCUUUCGUGGUCUACAGCCGCUACGGUAUUCACCACUGGUGUUAUGAGCCAAUCCAUCAAUUGGGACAUGCUAGAGACUCAGUAUUAUUCCGAUGGAAAGUACUGCGAGCGUUUAUCGAAAAUGGUUACCGUGAUUGACGAUGCUUUCACUGCUGGUCAAACUUUCAUAAAGAAUUUUAAUCAGUCGUUAAUUGAACUGAAAAAAGAUAUUAGGAAUGUCAAGCAAAUGCAAAAUGACAAACUUGCUGGUCUGGAGAAUAACUCGGAAACUCAAAACGAGGCAAAUAAUUCGCUAACAAAGCUAAUGGAAUUAAUUCUGCCCAAACCGAGUUUAGAGGAAAAAAUUGAUAUUACCAAAAUAAAUUGGUGGGAAAGGGAAGCCCUACAAUUUAUGCGAGGCAUGAUGGACGAAUGUACGCACUUGAAAAAUUUUUCGGUGCCCUAUGAAACGUCCUUAAUAAUUGCAAUAUGUGCCAAGGAUGAUGCAUAUGUUCCCCGCGAUGGCUGUACAAGCCUGGAAGAUAUUUGGCCUGGAGCUGAAAUACGAUAUUUAGAUGCUGGUCAUGUGUCGGCCUAUGUUUUGCAUCAAAAGCUAUUUAGAUCUUGUAUCAUCGAAGGUUUUGAACGAGCAAAAAAAAUGUAUGCAACUUAUAACGCUAGGCAACAAGAAGAAAAUUUAGAGAAGACCUUGUCUUCAAAAAUUACAUACCAUGAGCUUUUAGAAAAAUAUAUGAAAUCUUGCUAGAAAAUUGCUACAUAUCGUAUUACGAUACUAUUUAUUUACAUACAUAUACAUAUAUAGCAAGAAACUAUUGUCCCAGUGUAUAAGCAAUGCGUUCGAUGCAUCUUGUCUGCUCCCCUGCAAAAGCAAAAAAAUAAUACUCACCAAUUUGUACUGAAAUGUUCAUGAGUUGCGCACAUAUAUUUGUGUAUUUUUGCAUAUGUCAUUGACCGAAAUGACCUCCGUGGGUGCACUGAAAUGUGCAUGGCACAUAUGACGUUUGUCCAUUAUUACUCAUUGACGUUUUAAAGAAUAUAAAUGAAUAUUUCUUAUUUAAUACAAAACUAAGUACAUGGAAUUCAGUGUUUUCUUUUUGUAAGAGAACGUUGAACGAAAUCAAUACUGAAAAUCGAUUGUUUGGAAAGAUGCGUUUGCAACUAUUGUAGCCUAUCGUUAUUAAGUUUUAAUUGCAAGUUUGUUGAAUAAAACAAAAUUUUACAAAACCUAA